Molecule: messenger RNA, 633 nt
Organism: Folsomia candida
Lineage: Eukaryota; Metazoa; Arthropoda; Collembola; Entomobryomorpha; Isotomidae
Gene: Blos1
Product: biogenesis of lysosome-related organelles complex 1 subunit 1
Exons: 3
Coding region: 26-457 (143 amino acids)
Biological process (GO): endosomal transport
Cellular component (GO): BLOC-1 complex
Source: RefSeq, a predicted model, not a curated record
AUAACAGUGCACGUCAGACGAUAAGAUGUUAUCCUCUCUAGUAAAGAAACACUCUGAAGAACAACAAAAAUUGCGAGAGAUUCAAGAGAUGAAGAGAAAAGAGGCGAUCCAAGCCGCAACUGAAUUAACGAAAAAUCUUGUCGACCAUCUCAAUGUUGGAGUGGCUCAAGCUUACUUAAACGAGAAGAAAUUGGAUAGCGAGAUGAGAACCUUGACUCAAAAUGCGCAACAAUUUUCGAGGCAAACGGGGCAAUGGUUAUCUCUCGUGGAUAAUUUUAACACGGCGUUGAAGGAGCUGGGUCAUGUGCAAAGUUGGGCGAAAGCGAUAGAAUCGGAUGUUAAGACUAUUACGACCUCAUUAGAAUAUGUGUAUGCAACUAAACAAGAAUCUCCAGAGGGUGGGGCAGCAGGCAUGUCGUCGUCAACUUCGAGUGGAGGACCAGCAGCGGGCCAAUAAUAUGUAGUCAUUAAAUCAAUAUGAUAUUUUAUUAAUUCGCAUUGUUUAUAAAUUAGGAUACUAUUGUUUGUUUUUUUGUACACGGAACAAGCAUUUCAUGCAAUGCUGUAAUUGACCUCUGUAAGUAAAAUAUUUACCUCAGCAAUGAAAUGAAUUACGACAAAAGAGCAUAUUAA